This is a messenger RNA of Monascus purpureus, 700 nucleotides long. The record is from the annotation of a GenBank genome assembly. Lineage: Eukaryota; Fungi; Ascomycota; Eurotiomycetes; Eurotiales; Aspergillaceae.
CCCUCAGUAAUCACCUUCCUAUUGCCUGCUCACGCUAUCAGCCUUGCAGAACAUAUUGCCAGUUUAGAUCCAAGUCCUCGAAACUCCAAAGCAAGCCAGUUUUUAGAAACCAACGGUCAUAAUGGCUCCCCGGUCCCAAUUAGAAAUUCACACAGCCUCCCUUCUGCGUCUUGUAAAGGAGGAGGCAUCCUACCACAAGGAGCUCCAACAGCAAACAGAGCGGAUACAGAGGCUAGAGGCCGCCAACGGCUUCGACGACGACGAUGGUAACAAGGAGUAUACACUAAAGCAGGAGCGGCUGGCGCUUGAGGAGACAAAGAAAGUCCUCCCGACGAUGAAGAAGAAGAUUGAUGAUGCAGUAGCAAAGCUUGAUUCCCUAGUGGUUGAGGAGGGCAGGAAGGGCCCUGAGAGCAAUGUCGAACAUAUUACUGCUGCGAAAGAAGCCAUAGCUAAGGCUAAGACUGCUGAGAGGGAGGUCUCAUAAUGGAUGUUUUCAUUUUCAUUCAACGGACAGUACAUGCACAUAAUACAUGUCUGCAAAAUAAUGCAAAUGAGAAAGGAAAAAGGGUUCCGCCUUGAUGCCGAAGACCGCCAAAAAGAAAACUCCUUGCUUCUUUACAUAGGGAAAGGAAGAGAAAGCAACCCUGCUUGGAGACCACUAUGUAGUGUCCAUUCGGUCGGCCGUGUGAUUAUCAGGAGC